Molecule: messenger RNA, 3011 nt
Organism: Onychostoma macrolepis
Lineage: Eukaryota; Metazoa; Chordata; Actinopteri; Cypriniformes; Cyprinidae
Gene: otomp
Product: otolith matrix protein
Exons: 10
Coding region: 471-1775 (434 amino acids)
Biological process (GO): iron ion transport
Cellular component (GO): early endosome; plasma membrane; recycling endosome
Source: RefSeq, a predicted model, not a curated record
ACAUCAAAUAACUUUACUUUGUAAUGACACUUUUCUGUCUUAGACAGCGUUUGAGAAGAACUUUUUUCGCUCAACCUCAUGGUUCAAGGAAGUUUGUUUGUCUACAAAUAACUGUACAAGUUUAGUAGUCUUAUCACUGAUAGAGUGCUUUUAAAUUUUCUUGUUAAUAAAUAAGAAAGAUCAUUUUUAUUUAAAAUAAUUUUGUCGAAUUUACUGUGAGCUAUAGUGGUGAAUGCAAUCUAUCAUAUUAAAACAUUAAGCAAUGAAUAUUAGCAAUUUUUUUUUUUUUAAAGUGAUACAAACAUGAAAUGGUAUUAAAGGAAUUUACCCAAAAAUGAAAAUUGGCUAAAACUUUACCAGCCCACAGGAUUUCAAGAGGUAUGUGAAUUCGUUUCUUAACCGGAACGGCGUUAUUACCUAUUAUGGACUUUAUUUUGUCUUGAAGCAAUGGUUUAAAGUUAAAACCCUUAAUGAUGGAUUUGUCUAUUACAAACAGCUUUUACAUGACGAGGUUAAACGAUGGACUGGAAAUUUGUGAAUUACUUGUGGAUUAUCGUGAUGUUUUUAUCAGCUGUUUGGGCUCUCAUUCUGACGGCACCCAUUCACUGCAGAUGAUCCAUUGUCUGAGCCCAUUCGGAAGGUUACUGUUCAAAGUCAGCAUGGAUCAUCCAGGAGGACACCUUGCUGUGGUUCUGCUCGUACUUGUUCUGGUUUCUAUGUCCACCGAAAACAACAUUAUCAGGUGGUGCACAGUAUCUGAUGCCGAAGAGCAAAAGUGUUUGGAUCUAGCUGGGAAUGCCACAGCCAGGAACAUCCGCGGACAACUCCUGUGCGUGAGGGGCCAAAGUCCCACUGACUGCAUGAAGCAAAUAAAGAAUGGCACUGCAGAUGCCUCUACUAUGUAUGCUGAUGAGAUCUACACAGCUGGGUUUUGCUAUGGCUUAGAUGUGGCUGUGGGAGAGUCUUAUAACGGUGUGGAUGGCAUUAAUUAUUACGUGGUUGCACUGGCACGGACAUCAUCCAGCGAUCUGUCAAUGCUGGAGAUGCACGAACGCAGUUCUUGUCACCCAGGGAUGCGGACUACAGUGGGCUGGACCGUCCCCAUUGGCUUCUUGGUCAACACAUCGCAGAUCAGCGUGGAUGAGCAGUGCAACUUUCCCCAUGCGGUAGGAGAUUUCUUUGGCUACAGCUGUGUCCCAGGAGUGAAGGACCCAGAACAUGAUCCCAAAGGAAACAACCCAAGGAACCUGUGUGAGGCCUGCAUUGGGGAUGAGAAUGACCGCCACAUCUGCGCCAACAACCCUCGGGAACGGCAUUUCGGGGAGGCUGGAGCUCUUAGGUGUGUGGCAGAGAAUCUCGGAGAUGUUGCUUUUGUUAAGCACACUACAGUCUUCGACAACAUGGAGGGCAAGAACCAGGAGUCCUGGGCGCUGGACCUGGAGCUGGAAGACUUGAAGCUCUUGUGUCCUGACGGGAGAGAAGCUAACCUGUUCCAACAUGAGAGCUGCCACCUGGCUGUCGUGCCAACCAAUGCUGUGGUAGUGCGUUUGGAGGACAAAUGCCGCGUUUACAAGUUCUUGGAACGUGUGCAGAAUGCAUUUGCUAAUGCCACUGAAGGAUUCUCUCUGUUCAGCUCGGUGAAUUAUGGGCAGCCUGAUGUGCUGUUCAGCGAUUCCACCAAAAAGCUGCUGCGUGUUAUGGGGACCUACACUUCCUGGUUGGGGCCCAGUUACACCACCAUACUGAAGGCUUUUGAGUGUGAAGGUUUGUGUUGAUCUGAUGAGGAUAGAGGAAACUAUAGAUCUCCCCUCCAUCCUUCUCACACUAACCCUAAAGCACUCUGUGUAAAGUGUGUUGUUCUUGUAUGUGGGCUGAACGCCAGCUCUCACCUGUGCUUUGUAGUACUGCUAUUACUGUUCUGUUCUCACAGUGUUUGUAUGGCUUCAUAUAUCACAUUUACUUGAUAUUACACCUCUUUGAGUCUUUGCCAAGUUCCUGCCAUGUGAAAAAUACAAAAAUAAACACGAAAAGAUUUAAACUUCUAUGCAAAAAAGGACUGCAGGGGAACACACCACAAAUCAUGAAGGAAUUCUGCCUUAGUAAAUCCAAGUAAAUUCAUGACAAACCAACCGAGGGAUGCAAAGGUUCCUGAGUACAAAAUACACACUCUGCAUUCAGAGCCAAAGCAUACUUUAUGCAAGUACAUGAACGCAAAUGCUUUUAGUUUUGUGCUUUUUUUUCUCUCAGAUCAACUAAUGUUACAUACCUGAAUAAUAUUACAUCUGUUUUAAUGGCACAGACAUUGAAAUUUAACAGUCGUCCCUUUGGAUACUGGGAAUUAUUAUUACCACAAAAAUAAAUUUCUUAGUAUUUUUUUCCUUUUUCCAUAACAAAAAUAUCUAACAACUCCCAAAACAAAUUGCAAAUCACCUGAAAAGGAAAAUUACUUAAGAUAUUCAGUCUUGUUUUCUGGAACAAUUAUCAAAAUUAAGUGUGUUUAAUCUUAAAACAAGGAAAAUAUCUGUCAGCAGGAUAAGAAAAAUAAAGUUAAUUCAAAGAGAAGACAAGUUUAUUUUUCUUAAACAAUUGGCAGAUAUUAAUUCUUGUUUUAAGCAUAAACUCACUUCAUUUUUUUUUUUCUUUUUUCAGAAACAGAAUCUCAAGUUAUUUAUUGUAUCUUGAUUUUGGAAAGUUUAGAUUUGUACUGGAAAACAAGACAAAAAUAAUAAGUAAGAAAAUCUUUUUUUUUUUGCAGUGUACGCAUUCAUUCGCAUCUGAGUUUGCGUACUUGCACAUAGUAUGUUUCUGACUUUAGCUUGAUCAAAGAUUUUAACUUGAAAAUCUCAUAACUAGAGGUGUGUAGAUAUCAAGGAAUUAAAAAUGAGAAGAUACAAAUAAAUUAAAAAUAUAUAACGAUAAACAAAGCAACACACAAUACGACAUAAAACGUUUAAAGGCGGACAGACUUAUGGUUGGUUGUUUCAUAACAGGUGCUUUAAAGGUGCUGUUUC